AUGAUAAGGCUGCUCCUCAUAUUGAUGCUUUCAUCAAGAAGUCUGGUCCUGUGGGAAACUUCAUCCAAUCAAAGUUCUCUACCAGAACCGCUGGUUCCACUGUCGGUGCUAAGCCAGCCCAAGAACCAGCCACUGGUUACUCUUCUGGCUCCUCCCAAUUCCCAGACGUCCCUUCUGCUGCUCCAAGCUCUAUCUCCGAGGUCGUGGACGAAACUUUUGUGGACAAGACCCAACUCCCAGAAGAACUGCACUUGUAAGCAGCCAGCAGGCGAAGGUAUUCGAGAUGUUGAUGUUUUUAUAUUUACUUCGCUAAGUCACUACAUCAAGCUUAAAGCUGUACCAUCCUCUACUGAAUUUGCGUGUCUAAUUGCAGUCCUCGGGGGUGGGGAGUCUCUCAAAACAUGCAAUAUACUUGGAUCCCUUGUUCCUUUCAACUUUUUGUCCUUCUUCUGUAGAGUUCCACAUAAUCUCUACGCACUUGUCUUGUUUCUCCCAUUCCUCACUUUUCCUUUCAAACAAUGGGUGCUCUGUCAA
Messenger RNA from Clavispora lusitaniae ATCC 42720, 534 nucleotides. NCBI's taxonomy places the organism in Eukaryota, Fungi, Ascomycota, Pichiomycetes, Serinales, Metschnikowiaceae. The record is from RefSeq and is a predicted model, not a curated record.